Molecule: messenger RNA, 2632 nt
Organism: Sciurus carolinensis (gray squirrel)
Lineage: Eukaryota; Metazoa; Chordata; Mammalia; Rodentia; Sciuridae
Gene: Lipk
Product: lipase family member K
Exons: 10
Coding region: 106-1320 (404 amino acids)
Cellular component (GO): intracellular membrane-bounded organelle
Molecular function (GO): hydrolase activity, acting on ester bonds
Source: RefSeq, a predicted model, not a curated record
GCUCCACUGAUAGUCACCUCUGGAAGAAGCUAGGAUCAACCUGAAGCUCUCAGGACUUGAAGAAAGAUCCCCCCACAGAGAGUUAAGAGAUCUGGCAGACUCCAAAUGUGGCAGCUUUUAGCAACAGCAUGCUGGGUGCUUCUUCUUGGACCUAUAUAUGGUUAUAAAAAAGGAAGCAUCACAAAUCCUGAAGCUAAUAUGAAUAUUAGCCAGAUUAUUUCUUACUGGGGUUAUCCUUGUGAAAAGUAUGAUGUUGUCACAGAGGAUGGUUAUAUUCUUGGAAUUUAUAGGAUUCCUCAUGGAAGAAGAUGCCCAAGGAAAACUGCUCCUAAGCCAGUAGUGUAUUUGCAGCAUGGCUUAAUUGCAUCUGCCAGUGACUGGAUCUGUAACCUCCCCAACAACAGCUUGGCUUUCCUUCUGGCAGAUAAUGGUUAUGAUGUAUGGUUGGGAAACAGUCGAGGAAACACCUGGUCCCGAAAACACCUGAAAUUGUCACCCAAAUCCCCAGAAUACUGGGCUUUUAGUUUGGAUGAGAUGGCUAAAUAUGACCUUCCAGCCACAAUUAAUCUCAUCAUAGAGAAAACUGGACAGGAGCAGCUCUACUAUGUGGGCCACUCUCAGGGUACCACCAUAGCUUUCAUAGCCUUCUCCACGAAUCCAGAAUUGGCUAAGCGGAUUAAGAUUUUUUUUGCACUGGCACCAGUUGUCACAGUGAAGUACACCCAAAGUCCUAUAAAAAAAUUAACAACUCUUUCCAGGGGAACCAUCAAGGUACUGUUUGGUGACAAAAUGUUCUCCCCUCACACACUGAUGGACCAAUUCAUUGCCACCAAAGUGUGCAACCGGAAGAUAUUCCGUCAUUUGUGCAGCAAUUUCCUGUUUACUAUGACUGGAUUUGAUCCCCAAAACCUAAACAUGAGUCGCUUGGAUGUCUAUUUGGCACAGAGUCCCGCAGGAACAUCUGUUCAGAAUAUGCUGCACUGGGCCCAGGCAGUUAAUUCUGGUCAGCUCCAAGCCUUUGACUGGGGACAACCUGAUCAGAACAUGAUGCACUUCCACCAGCUCAUUCCUCCUUUAUACAACGUUACUAAGAUGGAAGUUCCAACAGCCAUGUGGAGUGGUGGACAGGAUGUUGUGGCUGAUCCCAAGGACAUUGAAAAUUUACUCCCUAAAGUUGCCAACCUCAUUUAUUAUAAGGCGAUCCCACACUACAAUCAUAUGGAUUUUUACCUUGGACAGGAUGCUCCCCAGGAAAUUUAUCAAGACCUAAUUAGGUUAAUGGAGGAAUGUUUACAAAAUGAAACACACCUUUUUCUCUAAACAUACGGGUUUUUGUAAUAAUAAUGAAGUGCACUGACCCUAAGGUGAUUCCCCAGUGAUUUUCAUCACUUGAUGUUCCUUCCCCUGGAGCACGAAUGGGAUCUGAGUCUUCCAUCUAGCCAAGAGAAUUUGCAAAGAUGCCAUACUUUUGGUUAGGUUCUACUAAGUUGAACAGGUUGAUAGAUGUCAUUCCAUAAUUACAUUGCAUUAUAUAUGAAUCCAUCCAUACAGACUGGAAUAAGAGAAUCUUCCUGUGGCUUGAGGAAAUAAAGGAUAUGUGAGGAAACCACAUUGUAAGAACAGCAUAUGGCUUCUAAGACCUGACAGUGGCCUCCGCUGGAUAACUAGCAAAAAGCAGGGCCCAUAGUCAUAUGGCCACAAGAAAUUGAAUUGUGCCUAAAACCUGCUGCUUCUUGGAAGCCCGUUCUUGCAUAGCAAAGCCUCUUACUGAGAUACCAACCUUGCCUGCAACCUGUGAAACCCUGUGCAGAUGACCAGCCAUACUAUGCCUGGACUCCUCACCCACAGAAACAGUAAGAUAAUAAAUGUGUGGUUCUAAAUUGCCAAAUUUGUGGUAAUUUGUUAUCAGAAACUAUUACUAAUAAUUAUUAUCGUUGUUAAUAUAUAAUAAUUAUUUCAUAUAAUAAAUAUAAUAUUUAAUUCAUUAUAUUAGUUCUAUUCUACAUCAUGUUAUUAUGUGAUCUUAUAUAAUUUGUUACAUACAACUUAUCACAUAUAUAAUCUAUACCAUAUUUUUAUACUAUAUAUAUGGUUAUUGUUCUGUCUAUUUGGCUGAAAACUUGAUAGACCCCAUUCAUUAUUUUACUUAUUUCCCUUUAGCCAGAUAGAUGACCUUCCUUGAGCAUUUGUUUUGCAGAUCUUCUGGUGAUUGAUUCACUCACUGUUUCUUUGUCUGAAAAAGUCUUUUUUUUUUUUAAAGGAAUAUAAAACUAUUUAUUGACCAUUGUUCACCAGUAUAUAUACAAUAAAAUAAACAAUAUACAGUUGGGUAACAUUCUGAUUACAACAAAGUUAUUUUCCUGGCUUGUGUUGUAACAGUAACCCAAACACUGAAAAGAUUGAGCCUACAUGUAAGGAAUGAAUUGGGGUAAAGAAAAAACAUGCAGGUCAAUAAUUUAGACUAUAAAAAAUUCCUCACCCAUUUAUGUGAGCAGGUUGUAAAUUGCCAACAUCUCUAGCCAUCUGAUGAGGUUUCCAUGAGCCAAAUCUUAAGACAUUCCAUGAAUUAUGAGUUUUUAGUACAGAGAUUUCAACUUUUAAAAAAGGAAAGCUAACUAGAGGAACCCUUAAA